Messenger RNA from Manis pentadactyla (Chinese pangolin), 2136 nucleotides. It is a transcript of the gene FAM110A, whose product is annotated as family with sequence similarity 110 member A. The transcript has 2 exons. The coding region runs from base 659 to 1546 and encodes 295 amino acids. The record is from RefSeq and is a predicted model, not a curated record. NCBI's taxonomy places the organism in Eukaryota, Metazoa, Chordata, Mammalia, Pholidota, Manidae.
GCCUCUUCUGCCGCUGGGGGGUCCCCAAGGUUGUCCCGAAGCCGAGAAGGGCAGAAGCCAGACCGGGGAUCCGAGCGCCCCGUACUCGCCCUCCGCAGCGUUCUGAGGCUGACUUCGCGGAAGCCGGCGGGGAGGGGGCAGGUGCGGCCGCUUGCCCCGGGAUGCCACCGAGAAGGGCCCGGGACCGGCGCGUUUGGGGCCAUUUGUGGGUGGCGUUUGAAAUCCUUGGGCGUUGAGAGGAGGCCUCAGAGAGGACGAGGACUCUGGCUUCAAGGGACUGGGACUUUGGCUUCAAGUUGCUGGAGCCGCCGCACCUCCCUUGCCUACCUGUGAAGCAGGGCUUGUUCAGAUCAGCUCACUGACUAGCCUCUGUCUUGUGCCUCCUUUGUCCGCGGCUCCCAUUUGGAGUUGUUAGGGACCCCUGCGAGGGGGUGCUCUGCAGGCUUGGGUCAUCAACGCCAUCAUAAAAAACAGGAUCCGCGUUCUUGGACCUCCACCUUUUUGCUAGGUGCUGAAGAAAGUCCUCGGCCCGUUUUCUCUCUCCAUCUUCACGGUGACCUGGAGGCUCAAGAAGCCGUUGCAGGCGUCUUUCUUCUUGAAUCUCAUCUCCUCAUUCUCCGGACUCUUCAUACCGAAGCCUUCAGGGUAUGUAAUAGCCAUGCCUGUGGACACACUGAAUCCUGGAGGUCGAGACACCCCCUCCCUACCUUUCCGCCUGCGGACCAAGGUUCCCAGCUACCUACUACGCCGGCCAGCAGAUGGUGGAGCCCGGAAACCCAGUGCUGUGGAGCGCCUGGAGGCCGACAAGGCCAAGUACGUCAAGAGCCUGCAUGUGGCCAACACCCGUCAGGAACCUGUGCAGCCCCUGUUGUCCAAGCAGCCACUCUUCAGCCCUGGGACUCGCCGCACGGUGCUCACACCUAGUCGCCGAGUCCUGCCUGGCCCCGGCCGCCGGCCGCAGCUGGACCUGGACAUUCUUAGCAGCCUCAUCAACUUGUGUGACAGCCCUGUGUCCCCUGCUGAGGCUAGCCGUGUCCCCGGAAGGGCAGAGGGAACCCGUCAGGACCCCCCAGCCACCUCCCAACGCCCGCCGCCCAGUACGACUGCAGUCCGCCGAGUGGAUGUCCGUCCCCUGCCUGCCUCACCUGCUCGGCACUGCCCAUCCCCAGGCACUGCCACUGCCUCCAGCCCAGCUCGGCCACCAGGAUUGCAACGCUCCAAAUCGGACCUGAGUGAGCGCUUCUCGCGGGCAGCUGCUGACCUUGAGCGAUUUUUUAACUUUUGCGGCCUGGACCCCGAGGAGGCACGGGGCUUGGGUGUUGCCCACCUGGCGCGGGCCAGCUCGGACAUCGUGUCCCUGGCCGGACCCAGUGCUGGGCCGGGCAGCUCUGAGGGGGGCUGCUCCCGCCGCAGCUCUGCCACUAUUGAGGAGCGGGCCCGGGAGCGUGUCCCCUAUGGGGUGUCGGUGAUAGAGCGCAACGCCCGCGUGAUCAAGUGGCUGUACGGGUUGCGGCAAGCGCGGGAGACCCCAGCAGCUGAGGGCUAGGCCUCCAGUGGACUGGGCAUUAGCCACAAGGCCCGCCUUAGACAGGCAGGUGGCCCCUUGAUCUCUCCUGCGUCUGUUUCCUGGCUUGGGGCAAACCAGGGGCCGUGCCUUGUGUGAACUUGGUGUUGAGGUAGAAGCUCAGAGGCUGGAGCAGCAUCUACCUGACAAGGAAUGACCCUGGAGACAAUUGCCUCUUUGUCAUGGACCACCCCCUACCCUUCACAUGUUGGGGUGUUGACAUGAGUGUACCGCUGCUUGGGUGGUCUCAUGGGUUUGGAUUUAGGGCACUUAGCCUUCCCCUCUGAGAGUGAGGGCCAAGGGAAUCUCACCAGGCCUGGCUCACCCAGCAGCUCUGUUCCCUUCUUCCUUGGCCUCUGUCCUUUGCUGGCUUCCUCUUCCUUACCCAGGAGGCCCUGUUUCCCCGGGAACUCAUCCUGGGGUGGGGGCAGGGAGGAGUGGCCUGUGCACUAUAUGUCCAGGGCCUUGGCAGCCUGGCCCAGAUGGGUAGACUAUAGGAGGGACUGAUAAGAGUCUGCAGUGCUCUAACUUCCCUCCCUUUGGUUAAUAAACACAAAUGCUUGUUUUUUAAA